GCGACCUAAAAUAUGAACGCUGUGGAAUUUCUCAGUCGCACCGACCGCCGCAACCUCAAAUCCCAAAUGGGCUUUCAGGUGGCGCGAAAGAUGCGAGAAUGGUAUGAGGAUGUGGACAACCGCCGCUGGAAUCUCUGUCUCCUGCUGCAAAAUGAGGCUUUGCAGGCGGACGAAAAAAUUGCUGAAAUGCUGCAGGAGCAGGCAGAUGAGGCGGAUCGAAGGCGACACGAGUGGAUCGAAAUGGAGCGACUGAAAAGAGAGGAGGCCGAAAGGGAACUGGUCAAGGUUAAGAUGCAGCAAAGGGAAAUUGAAAACUCAGAGGCCCAUCGUCACAUGCUCACAAAGGAGAUCCUCUUGGAGACCAAACAAGCUCAGCUCCAUCAAAUACAGGAGAAAAAGGCUCUAAGGCGCCGACAAGCCUGCGUGGAGAUCCUUUGGCAGCGAGUGUGGCAGCGAUUGGACGAAAGUAGGGCCCAGCAGGAGCAAUAUGAACAGAAGCUACGAAACUUGAUAGAGGGCAGGUGCCAGGCCCAGAAUCUGGAAAGGGAUCGAGAGCUGAAAGCUCAGUUCGCCAAGGAAGUGUUGGCUGACCAACGAGAAUGCUCCCAGGCCCUGGAAAUUGCUGCCGAAAUGGAUGUACUGAAGAAAGCACAUGACCUCAAGAUGGUGAAAGACAAACGCCGCCAGCAACUCACUGACUUGCAGGAUCAGAUCAAACAGAAUCUUAUGAUUUGUGCCGAACAUUCGCAGGCCAAGAUCCGUGAGGAUGCGGGGCACAACAUACUCGAAGAUCAGCAGAUUUACGAAGAUCUCAUGGAGAAGCGAUGCGCCAGGACCCACAAUCGCGAUUGGCACCAGCGGUAUAUGACACAUAAGGCUGAGGAGCGUGCCGCUCGUAAGGAGGAGGAUCGUCGGCAUGAGCGGAAUUACCUGGGCACUGGGUGUGUGCUCAGUCAGCAGCAGAAGCGUCCAUAUGGCAAAGAAGUUCGCUAAUACGAGUGGACUCAUCAGCGCCAUCGAUCGAUAACCGACGCACUCAUGUCACGCAUCUCAUAUUUGGAUAGCAUAUUGCAAUUAUAUUUACGACUGAUAUAAAUCAGGCGAUGGCAGCGAUAAGGAAAAGCGUAUCACGCACGGGCGGCAUAAAAACCGUGAUAAUGCCCACCAUCAACGUCACCGGGGAAGCUGACCAGCUUGGCCAGCCGCCAGCGGGCAAAUAUGCAAAUUGAAAAUGCCACUACAGUCAAGCCUUCAUAAAU
Molecule: messenger RNA, 1259 nt
Organism: Drosophila gunungcola (fruit fly)
Lineage: Eukaryota; Metazoa; Arthropoda; Insecta; Diptera; Drosophilidae
Product: plectin
Exons: 4
Coding region: 13-993 (326 amino acids)
Source: RefSeq, a predicted model, not a curated record